UCAGAGGGGGAGGUGGGGUAUUAUUUUAAACUUGUGGGUGUUAGAUAGCAGACGUCAGUACGGGAGGUGACCGUGAGGGAUAAUAACCCUAUAUUUCCGCCCUUGCGUUUUUAAGUUUUAUAGGUUAGCCGCUGAUCGGUGCCCGCCCUUAACUUCUGAACGGCUACGAAUGGUUAACGUGGUAUUUAUAUUGUAAAAGGCGGGAAGGAGUAGCAGUUUGAGUUAUUAAAAAAGCCGUAUAGUUACCUCAUAUUCCUCAAAAUCUCUGCGUGCAGCAAUUGAUUGGUGAAGAAGUACAGCUAGUUAAUCUUAGAAUCCCUGCGUUGAUUUCAUACGUGAGUGUGAAACGGUCUUCUUCUCAUUUGAUAUAAUGGUGGGUCUUUCUGAGGGAGAAAAGGAAUUUAUUAAAGGCGGAAUUGCGCAAGACCUCCGCUCUGAUGGUCGCAAGAGGCUUACUUUCAGACCCAUUUAUGUUGAAACCGGUGUCAUUCCUCAGGCAAAUGGCUCCGCAAGAGUAAGGUUAGGGGCGACGGAUGUUAUUGCUAGUGUCAAGGCUGAACUUGGAAAGCCAAGCUCGGUGCAACCUGACAAAGGCAAGGUUGCUAUAUUUGUUGAUUGCAGCCCAACUGCUGCCCCAAUGUUUGAGGGCAGAGGGGGUGAAGAUCUGUCAGUAGAACUCUCAGGCACUCUUCAGCGUUGUCUCUUGGGUGGUAAAAAUGGAGCAGGAGCUGGAAUAGACCUCUCAUCUCUAGUAAUUGUGGAAGGAAAAGUUUGUUGGGAUCUUUAUAUUGAUGGUCUAGUUAUUAGUGCAGAUGGAAAUAUCCUAGAUGCUCUUGGUGCUGCCAUUAAGGCUGCAUUGAGCAAUACAGCCAUCCCAAGAGUCAAUGUUGCAGCCGAUGCAUCAAAUGAUGAUCAACCAGAGAUUGACAUAAGUGAUGAGGAAUUUCUGCAGUUUGACACAUCUGGAGUUCCAGUCAUAGUUACAUUAACAAAGGUGGGUAAACACUAUAUAGUAGACGCUACAUCAGAAGAGGAAUCACAAAUGAGCUCGGCAGUUUCUAUUUCUGUUGAUAGGCAGGGGCACAUUUGUGGGAUGACCAAACGAGGAGGCGUGGGCUUAGAUCCAAGUGUUAUUCUUGACAUGGUAUCUGUUGCUAAUUUUGCAAGCAGGCAGCUAAUGGACAAACUGGACUCUGAGAUAUCUGCUGCUGAAGCUGAUGAAGAUGAAUCAUGAUGCACUCCUAUAUGUUUCCCAGAUGUUGAAAUUAAUUGACAUAAACUUGACCGGUCUCGGUAAAAUUUGAUGAUUAGAAUGUGGAUGGUAAAAUAUGGCCAUUUUUAAUCAAUUACUAACGGGGAGACCAUGUGAGAUUUAUUUCAGAAAGAUUAACGUUAUGAUUUUCAUAAUAGAUUACGGAAGUAAUGGCUUAUAAUCGAAAAACAAUUUCAAGUUUCCCCCUCCUCAA
Messenger RNA from Mangifera indica (mango), 1466 nucleotides. RefSeq names its product exosome complex component RRP42. Gene Ontology annotation, cellular component: nuclear exosome (RNase complex); cytoplasmic exosome (RNase complex). The record is from RefSeq and is a predicted model, not a curated record. The transcript is spliced from 8 exons. Bases 371 to 1234 code for a protein of 287 amino acids. Gene Ontology annotation, biological process: nuclear mRNA surveillance; nuclear polyadenylation-dependent rRNA catabolic process; TRAMP-dependent tRNA surveillance pathway. NCBI's taxonomy places the organism in Eukaryota, Viridiplantae, Streptophyta, Magnoliopsida, Sapindales, Anacardiaceae.